Messenger RNA from Dipodomys ordii (Ord's kangaroo rat), 984 nucleotides. Its product is annotated as proline-rich proteoglycan 2-like. The transcript has 2 exons. Lineage: Eukaryota; Metazoa; Chordata; Mammalia; Rodentia; Heteromyidae. Bases 1 to 984 code for a protein of 327 amino acids. The record is from RefSeq and is a predicted model, not a curated record.
AUGGUGUCAGGAGGCAGCAAAAUGAGGACCUCCUUCCCCAGCGUGGGACCCCCAGAGGACCUCCUUCCCCAGCGUGGGACCCCCAGAGGACCUCCUUCCCCAGCGUGGGACCCCCAGAGGACCUCCUUCCCCAGCGUGGGACCCCCAGAGGACCUCCUUCCCCAGCGUGGGACCCCAGAAGACCUCCUUCCCCAGCGUGGGACCCCCAGAAGACCUCCUUCCCGGGCAUGGGACCCCCAGAGGACCUCCUUCCCCAGCGUGGGACCCCCAGAGGACCUCCUUCCCCAGCGUGGGACCCCCAGAGGACCUCCUUCCCCAGCGUGGGACCCCCAGAAGACCUCCUUCCCGGGCAUGGGACCCCCAGAGGACCUCCUUCCCAGCGUGGGACCCCCAGAAGACCUCCUUCCCCAGCGUGGGACCCCCAGAAGACCUCCUUCCCCAGCGUGGGACCCCCAGAAGACCUCCUUCCCCAGCGUGGGACCCCCAGAGGACCUCCUUCCCCAGCGUGGGAUCCCCAGAGGACCUCCUUCCCCAGCGUGGGACCCCCAGAAGACCUCCUUCCCAGCGUGGGACCCCCAGAAGACCUCCUUCCCCAGCGUGGGACCCCCAGAAGACCUCCUUCCCCAGCGUGGGACCCCCAGAGGACCUCCUUCCCCAGCGUGGGACCCCCAGAAGACCUCCUUCCCGGGCAUGGGACCCCCAGAGGACCUCCUUCCCAGCGUGGGACCCCCAGAAGACCUCCUUCCCCAGCGUGGGACCCCCAGAAGACCUCCUUCCCAGCGUGGGACCCCCAGAAGACCUCCUUCCCCAGCGUGGGACCCAGCUUCCACAGUUUCACCAGCCCCCAACCAUCUUUAUUCAAACUAUGAAUCCAUCAACACAUUGAACGUGACCUGCCUGGCCCAGAGCCUCGUGACCCCGGGCCUGUGGGAACCCCACGGACUUGCCACUGUGGUCAUGCUGCCCCUCCCCUCCGAGGCCUAA